Chrysoperla carnea is the source of this 3510-nucleotide messenger RNA. Its product is annotated as kinesin-like protein Klp61F. Gene Ontology annotation, cellular component: nucleus; spindle microtubule. The record is from RefSeq and is a predicted model, not a curated record. Lineage: Eukaryota; Metazoa; Arthropoda; Insecta; Neuroptera; Chrysopidae. The transcript has 7 exons. Gene Ontology annotation, biological process: microtubule-based movement; mitotic spindle assembly. Gene Ontology annotation, molecular function: plus-end-directed microtubule motor activity; ATP binding; microtubule binding. Bases 234 to 3416 code for a protein of 1060 amino acids.
UAAUUUGCUAAUGGUUAUAAUUAAUUAAUUUCUAUGGCACGUGCUCUAAUCAAGCACCAUUUUGAAAUUAAAACAAAGUUUUUAACAAAAAUAAAUGUUCUAAAACUGAUUUUUAAAUGUAACGGUUAAAAAAGGUGACAGUUGUGAUUGUUUUAAAUCAUCAAAACUUUUAACUUUAAAUUAUUUUAGUGUGUGCUGUUUUGUAUUUUAAAAUCUAAAAAUUUGAAGACAAAAUGAAUAGUAAAAAAGAAAAUAGACAGAAUCAACAGAUUCAAUCAUUCGUACGAGUUCGGCCUCUAAGCAGUCAAGAAAAGGAACAACGAUCUCAUAAUGUUAUCGAUGUACCUACGAAUCGUGAAAUUAAUGUUCGUCAACAUGCUAUGUCAAAAAAAUUUACAUUUGAUCGUGUAUUUGGACCAAAAUCUACGCAGCUUGAAUUAUAUUCGGUGGUUGUUAACCCUUUAAUACAAGAAGUAUUGGCUGGUUAUAACUGCACUGUAUUCGCUUAUGGACAAACCGGAACCGGAAAAACCUACACAAUGGCGGGAGGGUCCGAAGGAACAACAUCCAAUGGAUCAUGGCAAAAUGAUCCACACGCAGGGAUUAUACCUCGUACUUUAAGUCAGCUAUUCGAUGAAUUAAGAUUGUUGCAAGUGGAGCACACGGUACGAGUCUCAUAUUUGGAGCUGUACAACGAAGAAUUAUUUGACUUGUUAUCGCCAAUCGAAGACUCAUCCAAAAUACGUCUUUACGAGGAUAAUGUUAAGAAAGGAUCAGUCAUUGUUCAUGGAUUAGAAGAAGUGACUGUUCAUAACAAAAAUGAAGUUUACAAGAUUUUACAAAAAGGCUCUGAGAAACGUCAAACUGCUAGCACGUUAAUGAAUGCGCAGUCAAGUCGAUCGCACACAGUUUUUUCUAUAACUGUGCAUACCAAAGAAAGUACGAACGAAGGUGAAGAUCUUUUGAAAACGGGAAAAUUAAAUUUAGUGGAUUUAGCUGGCAGUGAAAAUAUUGGUCGAUCAGGAGCCGUUGACAAACGUGCUCGUGAAGCUGGCAACAUUAAUCAAUCGUUAUUAACACUUGGUCGUGUAAUUACGGCUUUAGUUGAAAGAGCUCCACAUGUGCCGUAUAGAGAGUCUAAAUUAACUCGCUUGCUACAAGACUCUCUUGGCGGACGAACCAAAACAUCUAUCAUUGCUACGGUAUCACCAGCCGUAUGUAAUUUGGAAGAAACGUUGAGCACCCUUGAAUAUGCUCAUCGUGCGAAAAAUAUUACAAAUCGUCCAGAAAUAAACCAAAAAUUGACAAAAUCUGCUAUGCUUAAGGAAUAUACUGAGGAAAUAGAACGAUUACGACGUGACCUUACUGCAAGUAGAUCAUGCAACGGAAUUUAUUUAGCGCCAGAAAAUUAUAAUCAUAUGGUUAACGAAAUCGAAAACUAUGCACGAGAAUUAACUGAAAAAAUAAACGAACAUCGAGCAAUCAGUGAUGAAUUAGAAAAAGUAAACGAUAUCUGUUCACAGCUUAAAUUAAAUUUAACUGAAACCAAAGCAAACUUACUUGAGAUCGAAAAAAAAUUAAAAGAAGUUACAGCGAUUUCGGAGGAGAAAGCACAUUUAGUUGAAAAAUACAGUGAAACUGAAGCGAAACUAGGAGAUCAAGCUCGCACACUCUUAAACGUUGUCGAAACGGUUACAAAAGAUGAAAAUAAAUUACAUGAUAAAUUGGAACGCGUUAAAAUGAUUGAAUCGAAAAAUACAACAGAAAGUGAACGAUUCCAAAAUGUUUUCAAUUCAAAUGUCUGUGAAAUGCAACAAAAAAUUCAAACAUUUUUUCAAACACAAAAUAAUUUUAUCGAAACACAUGUCUCGCAGAACGUUCAACAAAUCAACUCUAAUAAAUUCGAAAUGAUUGCCAUUAAACAAAUUUUAAACGAUUUAUUUUCACUCGGAACGAAAUUACAAAACGAUUUACGUGAAACGUUAAACGGAAAUAUUGAAACAGAUGAAAGAUGCUCUGAUGAACUGAAAAAGAUUGUUCAGAAUAAAUUUAAUCAUAGUUUUUCAAUUGUAAACGAAUUGUUAAAUACGAAAAUUCUUCCUCUAUUAGAAACGUCAAUCACAAAAUCUGAUAAAAAUGUUGAACAAAUUCACGAUAAUCAACAACAAUUAAUUUUGAAAUUUAUUGAAUCCCAUCAAAAUUUUGAGAAAUUAUGUUUAAAUAUCGAACAAUCUAUGAAUUCAACAUUUCAGAAAUUCUCAGAGCUUUAUACGAAAAAUAUUCAUACAACUCGAGUGAUGAAUGAAAUCAUUCAGAAACAGAGGAACGAUUUAGAUGAAAUGGUGCAGAAAAUUAAUUCGAUGAAAGAAUUUAAUGAAAAUCUUGAAGAACAAACAGCUAACGUACAUAAAACAUCUGAAAAUAUGAUUCGACUUUAUGAAAAUAGUUGCCACGAUGUGAAAAAUGUUGAAAAACAAGCGAUUUUGGAUUCUAAUGAACGAUUAAAAUUAAAUGAAAAACUUGUUGUAGAGAUAUCGGAUGAUUUAGUUCGAAAGGAAUUUAGUUUACGUGACAAUUGUAAGGAACUUAAAGAACAUCUUACAACUGAAAUCGACGAAUUUAGAAAAGUUUUCGAUUCAAAUAUUCAAACAGCACAUACAAAAAUUACCGAUAAAUUAAAAAACAAUAUUGAAAAACACGAACUGAUGAAAAAUUUAACAACAAAAAUCGAUGAAAAUUUAUCAAACUUAAAAACGAAUUCAAACAAUUUACAAAUCACGUUCGAAAAUUACCAAGAACAAGUGAAAUUAUCAUGCGAUUCAAAUAUGAGUCAUUUAACAGAAGAAAAUUUAAAUAUUGAGCAAAACAUUUGUUCGGAUUUGAAUGAUCGUAGAAUCGAGGUUGAAAGAUUUUUAACCGAAGAUAUUAUUUUGGAUGGUACGAAACCAACGGGAAAUACACCGAUCCGUAAAGAUUUUAUACCAUAUCCAAGAUACUUAGCAGCAACAUCACCACAAGAAGUGAUUUUGGAACGGUUUAGAAGGCGACGUUUAGCUGACAACAAUUUGCAGUCACGAGAUGAAGUUGUCAAUGGAAUUGUGGCAUCUGAGUCAAAUAUCAUCGCCGAAGAGGUUUGUUUGGAGUCUGAACAAACGGCCGAAUUGGUUAAAUCAUCAUCUACAAAUGAUUUAUGUAACACAAGAGAAGAGAGGUGUGAAGCUGGCUUUACUACCCCCAAUCCACCCAGUAUUCACAGGUUAUCAAACAAAGAAAACACUGGAGAUUCAUUAAGAAGACACAAAUCAAAAUCAGCAACACAGCUUCAAAGAGUUUCGGAUAAUAAUCCGAAAGCACCUGUUUCAGCAUCACGUGUAGUAACUAGUAGACGGGCAGUACUUGGUCCCUUAGAUAAUUAAAAUAAAGUGAAUUAACUGUUAUAAAUUUAUAUAAGGAUGAAUUCUUGUUGACUUCGAGUUGAGACAUAGUUAUUGAAAUAAAUACCACGAUACU